AUGGCAGACAAUGGUAAGACUGCCUUCGGCUUCGCGAAAAAAGCGGCGAAGAGGAAGGAUGUCGGCGUGAACGAGCGAACCGACGAUGGGGCGAAGAAGGAGUUUCUCACCGGCGUCACGGGCUCAGGCCUGGAGCUCAAGGACAAGGUGGAGAAGGUGGUCAAGUCGAUCCCGGUUCAGGAAAACACCUUCGAGGUUGGAUCCGGUCGGCGAAGGAAGGCGCCGAGUUUCAUACCCGACGAGUCCGCGAUCGACGCCGACAACAAGGAGCGUUUCGAGAACGCGGAUCUGCUCGCAAAGGGGGAGACGGCUCAGCACGACGUGGUGUACGGCCUGACGAAGAUGGGUCCCAAGGAUGGGGAUACUCCCAAGGCCAAGGCCGAGGAGAAACCCGCGCAGGAAAGUUUCAUCGGUAAGAGCCUCGCGGAGAAGGAGCUUCAGGCGUUUAAGGAGGACGUCGAGGACCUCCCGGAACAAGCCACGCUGGACGAUUACGAGCAGAUGCCCAUAGAGGACUUUGGCGCCGCGAUGCUUCGGGGGAUGGGCUGGGAGGAAGGUAAACCCGUGGGACGGAACAACAACGGCAUGGUCGCCGCCGUCGAGUUCGUUCCCCGGUCGGGGAGGCUCGGGCUUGGCGCGGACCCGGCGCCCAGCAAGCAGGAGAACACCAAGAAGUACAUCAAGCCGGGCGAGAGCCGAGAGGCGCCCGCCACGAUGGUGCUGGCGAAGGGUCCCGAGGGGCAGUCGAGGAACGUCAAGACCCUCGACGAAAAGCUUGUCAAGCUGGAGGAGCCGGGCGCGAGAGAAGGGAAGAGGAUGUGCGUCGUCGAGGGCAGACACCGCGGGCUGACGGGUCGCGUGCUCAAGGUUGUGAAGCAGGAGGGUCGGUCCGACAGGGCCCAGCUCGAGCUCGAUACCAGCGGUGAGGUGGUGACGAUCAGGACGGGCGAGCUCGCGGAUUUGGGCACGCGGGAUGCGGAUAGGGCGAUGCGCAAGAAGGACGACAGGGCGGGUGGCAAGGGGGACGCCAGGGCGACGGGCAAGAGGGACGACGGGGAGGGGGGUAAGAAGCGGGAGCGGAGCGACCGCGACGACGUCGGCGGCGCGCAGAAGAGGGAGAAGAGGGAGGAGCCCGCGUGGCUGUUCGCCAGCACGCGCGUCCGGAUCGUGAGCAAGUCCUUCCAGGGGGGCAAGUACUACCUCAAGAAGGCCAGCGUGGUGGACGUGCUCACGCCGCGAACGUGCGUGCUGCAGCUGGAGGGUGGCGAGGUGCUGACGGACGUGCCGCAGAGGGCGCUGGAGACGGCGCUGCCCAAGAGGGGCGGCGCGGUCGUCGUGCUCGUGGGUGAGCACAGGGGGCAGCGGGGCACGAUGCUGGACAAGAAAGGGGAGGUCGCGGCGGUGCAACUGUCGGAGGAACUCUCGGUACACAAGAUAUCCCUGGACCACAUAGCCGAGUACACGGGGGCGCUGGAGGACUGA
Messenger RNA from Micromonas commoda, 1482 nucleotides. RefSeq lists its product with no specific name. Gene Ontology annotation, cellular component: spliceosomal complex. NCBI's taxonomy places the organism in Eukaryota, Viridiplantae, Chlorophyta, Mamiellophyceae, Mamiellales, Mamiellaceae. Gene Ontology annotation, molecular function: nucleic acid binding. The transcript has a single exon. The record is from RefSeq and is a predicted model, not a curated record. The coding region runs from base 1 to 1482 and encodes 493 amino acids. Gene Ontology annotation, biological process: mRNA splicing, via spliceosome.